This is a messenger RNA of Arachis ipaensis, 4288 nucleotides long. Lineage: Eukaryota; Viridiplantae; Streptophyta; Magnoliopsida; Fabales; Fabaceae. The record is from RefSeq and is a predicted model, not a curated record.
UCCACUACUCGUCUACUCCAUUAUUAGUCCAGUCUCCACAGCCCUAGCCUCCAGAACUAGAACGCGCUAGCCACUCUCUGUCUCUCACACUCAAUCCACAGCUCCUGGUCCUCCCUUACUUCCGUCCAGCCACCGCCUGCUACCGCCGCCGGCGGAACUUCCAGCUUCGAAGAGCCACUGCCUGCUCCCUCACUUCCCCCUCAUCGCGCAGCAGCCGUCGCAACCUUCCUUCCUCUCCAUCGCGCAGCCACCGUGCGAACGUGGAAGCCUCAGUCGCGCAGUCACUGUCCGUCGGCGCCAGCUCUGUUCCACUGCAGCCACUGCUUGUUCGAAGGCCGUUCGAAGCCCAUUCGAAGGUGAAACUUGUGGUGUCUCCCUCUUGCGUGCUCUGUUCAAGAUUUCUAGCUUCUAGCCUCCAUCGCAGCGCCGUGCGUCUCACUGUCGCUGCCAAGUUUGUCGUGGCCGUUCGCCAAUCCUCUUGGUUCAUCGUGCUCGAAGGCCCUCCCCUCAUUUGCCCAACGCCAGCGUCUCCGGGUCCUAGCAAAGCAGCUCUUCGCCCCAUCGUUAGUCCGUUAGCUGUUCGUUACCAGCUCGCCAGUGUUCGCCACUAGCUCUCUGUUGUCCGUUGCCAGCUUGCCAGUGUUCGUCGCCAGCUUCCUGUCAUCUGUCGCUCUCCCUUAAAUCUCUGCUCACUGCCCUCGCCAAAGCACGCACCACGCAGUCGCAGCCAUUGAGACUGAGCCACUGGCCACGCACCCUCCUUCCCUCACGCACGGCGCCGCCCUUUCUCUCUCAGCCCUCUCUCUGUCUCUCACCAGCCACCGGCGAAGCUCCUCGUUCGACUGACGAUGGUGACGACCGACGACUGACGACUGAUGACUGACGCUUCUCUGCUCGUCCGGUGGUCUUCUUCUUCUCUGUUAGCCCCCGCCACUGCUCUGCUCUGCUCUUUUCUCUGGUCGUCGUCUUCUUCUCUUCUCAGGUAUGGUGUGAGCAAGCAAGACGAGGCUUUUAAGGCAGAGAUUUGUGAUAUAUAUACGCCGAGUUUGUGUCCUCUCUCCUUCCUCCUGGUGAUGAGGAACUUAAAGGUGAUGAGGUUGAUAGGAUAAUCAGUUUCAAGAAUUCCAUAGGGAUUGAUGACCCAGAUAUAGAAGCUAUGCAUAUGGAGGAUCCACCCCUGAAUUACAAGCUCGUAAUUUACUCAUUCGCCCUCAGUGACUGCAUGACAUUUAUCCAAAGAGAAGACAACUGAGAAAACCCUUCUUCAGAACUCCGAACUGAACUUGCUCUUCAUCAUCGUCUUCAUCAUCUUCAAUGGCAAUGGCAACACCUACAUUACCAACUAUCAACCUAAUGUAGCAUAAUACCAAUACCCCUUUCUUUUUGCGUAACACUCCCAUGUCUUCCCCUUUCCUCCUUAGUUAUUCUCCUUCCUCAUCUCCCUUCCCACAAUCCCUAAACCCCAAAUUCAGAACCUUUCCCAGACGCCUCAAUUCCACUUCCAUUGUAUCAUCCCAAAUUCAAACACCAGAACCCGAAAAUGACGACAACAAAGAUAAAACUCGCAACAAAAACCUCAAUUUCCUCAAGCUUACAGUGACCCUUACCGUUAUCUCUGCUUCCCUGCCACAAGCCACCACCCUUGCUGCUGAAUCCGCCGUGAAGGGAAAGAAAAGGGCACCCAAAAAGGCCGAAGCUUUGACGCUGGAGGAGCUGAAGUCAUGGGCUCAGGGUCUUCCAGUGGUCUCUGAUCGUCUUCCCUACAGCGACCUUAUUGAACUAAAGAAGGCUGAGAAGCUCAGACACAUAAUUAAGCCCGGUUCUAUAAACUUGAGGCAAAAGGCCGAACCAGUUCUGGUGGUUCUAGAAGACUCUAGAGUGUUCAGGACGGUUUUGCCAUCGUUUGAGACUCAUAGGAAGUUUUGGGAAUCAUGGGAUGAAUUAAACAUUGGUUCUUUGUGUAUGAAUACAUACACACCACCCCUUAAGAGGCCUAACUUGCCCCUUCCUAUAUGGGUAAGGGGUCCGGUGCUACCUGCUAUUGAAAAGUUUAUGCUUAAGCUUGCUGAGAAGAAACCGAAGAUAGAAUCCAAGAAGGCGAAAGAGUAUAGGGAGAUGAGGAUGGAACUUAAGAGGCAGAGGGAAGAGGAGCUGAAAGCUAUGAGGGAAGAGAGGAAGGAGUUGGAGAGGGCCAAGAAGGCGCAGAGGAAGGCUGAGGAGAGGCGGCGAAAGAAGGAGAUAAGGAAGAGGAAGUAUCAGGAGUCAUUGAUUCGGGCAAGGGAUAAUUAUGUGAGGAUGGCUGAUCUUUGGUAUGAUUUGGCAAAUAAUCCUAAUGUUGUCAAUGCACUUGGCUUGGUUUUCUUCUACAUUUUCUAUAGGAUUGUGGUGCUUAAUUAUAGGAAGCAAAAGAAGGAUUAUGAGGAUAGGCUUAAGAUUGAGAGAGCUGAGGCUGAGGAGAGAAGGAAGAUGAGGGAGUUGGAGAAGGAGAUGGAGGGUGUUGAACGUGAUGACGAUGAUGAGAGUGAGCAUGAGAAAGGGGAGGAGCAGAAUGAUUAUUUGAAGAUGGCAAAGCAGUUUAUGAAGUCGGGGGCACGCAUUCGGAGAGCCAAGAACAAGAGUCUUCCUCAGUAUUUAGAGAGAGGUGUAGAUGUGAAGUUUAGUGAUGUUGCAGGGCUGGGUAAGAUACGUCUUGAAUUGGAGGAGAUUGUCAAGUUCUUUACUCACGGGGAAAUGUACCGAAGGAGAGGAGUGAAAAUACCAGGUGGUAUACUUCUUUGUGGCCCUCCUGGGGUGGGAAAGACAUUGCUGGCAAAAGCAGUGGCUGGUGAGGCAGGGGUUAAUUUCUUCUCUAUUUCCGCUUCACAAUUUGUGGAGAUAUACGUUGGUGUAGGGGCAUCUCGUGUGCGAGCACUUUACACGGAAGCCAGGGAAAAUGCUCCAUCUGUUGUCUUCAUUGAUGAGCUGGAUGCUGUGGGAAGGGAGCGUGGCUUGAUUAAGGGUUCAGGUGGACAGGAACGUGACGCUACUCUCAAUCAGCUCUUGGUGUGCUUAGAUGGAUUUGAAGGAAGAGGAGAGGUGAUCACUAUUGCAUCCACCAAUCGACCAGACAUUCUGGAUCCUGCACUUGUGAGACCUGGUCGGUUUGAUCGAAAAAUAUUUAUUCCCAAGCCUGGCCUCAUUGGUCGCAUAGAAAUUCUAAAGGUCCAUGCUCGUAAAAAGCCAAUGGCAGAAGAUGUGGACUAUUUUGCUGUUGCUAGUAUGACUGAUGGCAUGGUUGGUGCAGAGCUUGCUAACAUAGUUGAGGUUGCUGCCAUCAACAUGAUGAGGGAUUCAAGGACUGAGAUUACUACUGAUGACUUGUUACAAGCUGCACAAAUGGAAGAAAGAGGAAUGCUGGAUAAAAAGGAGAGAAGCAUGGAGACUUGGAAGCAAGUAGCUAUUAAUGAGGCUGCAAUGGCUGUCGUAGCUGUGAACUUUCCUGAUCUUAAAAAUAUCGAGUUUGUCACAAUUGCUCCCAGAGCUGGUAGGGAAUUGGGUUAUGUGCGGGUGAAGAUGGAUCCUAUCAAAUUUAACGAAGGAAUGCUCACUCGACAAUCUGCCCUGGAUCAUAUUACUGUUCAACUAGCUCCCCGUGCAGCUGAUGAAAUUUGGUUUGGGAGUGGUCAAUUGAGUACGAUAUGGGCCGAAACUGCAGACAAUGCGAGGUCCGCAGCAAGGAUAUUUGUUCUUGGUGGGCUUUCAGAGAAGUACCACGGAAUUACCAAUUUCUGGGUGGCAGACCGGAUAAACGUAUGGGUUCUCUCUCUCAAGUCUCAACUUCAAUUUUCUCAUUGCAACCACAUUAUUGAAAUAACACACUUUGUUGCAUUUCGUUGUCAGGACAUUGACUUGGAAGCAAUGCGGAUUGUGAACUUGUGUUAUGAACGCGCAAAAGAGAUCCUACAUGAAAAUAAAGUGCUGAUGGAUGCAGUGGUGAAUGAACUUGUUGAGAAGAAAAACAUAACAAAACAGGACUUCUUUCAUCUGGUGGACUUGCAUGGCUCCAUAAAACCAAUGCCUCCCAGCAUUCUUGACCUUAGAGCUGCCAAGCAGAGAAUUCCAACAACUUCGUAAUGAUGAAAACCAGACAGCUUUGAAGAGCAACUCUUAAGAAAUGGCACAACCAAUUUUUAGACUAGUUUACUUUAUAGUCAUAUUUAUUGUACGUUAUAUAAAAAAAAUUAUUUUAUAAAAAUUAUGUUAAAAAUUAAAUUUUUAAUGUAUUAAAUACAUAAAAAAUAUUAAAAUU